UGCCCCUCUUUAUUUUGGUGCAAGUGUUCGCAGCCCGAUGGUCACAGAGGAACGAUCAUCUUUUCUGAUCGCGUCGUUUUGCUUCCAAUUUCCUUGUCGCGCAUUACAUCCUUCUAGCGUCAAUCCGUGCUGAGUAUUGGUACCAUUCGAACAAGGCCUCCACAUCGACUGCACUAUUCACUCUACGACCCGACGAAACAUACAGGACAAUAUGACCCCCGAAGAGUCGAUCGCCCUCAUCAAGGCCAACCUGGCCGAGGUGCUCAACCCAGAGAUCAUUGACGAUGUGAUUCUCAACCAGAAGAGACCCCUCAAGGUCUACUGGGGAACUGCGACGACCGGCAAGCCGCACUGCGGCUACUUUGUGCCCAUCAUGAAGAUUGCCGAGCUGCUCGCCGCGGGCUGCAGCGUCAAGAUUCUGCUCGCCGAUCUCCACGCCUACCUCGACAACAUGAAGGCUCCCCUCGAGCUGAUCGAGCAGCGCGUCCUGUACUACGAGCGCAUCAUCAAGAGUCUCCUCAAGGCUGUCAACGUCGACCUCUCGAAGCUCGAGUUCGUCAAGGGCAGCUCCUACCAGAAGAGCGAGGCAUACACAAUGGACCGUUUCAAGCUCGAGGGCAGCACACGGAUAUCCGUCGCGCAGAAGGCUGGUGCCGAGGUCGUCAAGCAGACCGCCGACCCCUUCCUGGGAGGCCUCUGCUACCCUCUCAUGCAGGCUUUGGACGAGGAGUACCUCGAUGUCGAUGCCCAGUUCGGUGGCGUGGACCAGCGCAAGAUCUUCACCUUUGCGCUUGAGAACCUGCCCAAGAUCGGCUACAAGGUUCGCGCGCAUCUGAUGAACUCCAUGGUACCCGGCCUGGGCGAGGCGCAGAAGAUGAGCUCCAGUGAGCCCGACUCCAAGAUCGACCUGCUCGACUCCCCCGAGAUUGUCGCCAAGAAGCUCAAGAAGGCUGUUUGUGUGCCCAAGAAGACGGAGGGCAACGGUGUCAUUGCUUUCGUCGAGCACGUCCUCAUCAGGGCGCUGGCACUCAAGAACGGAGGCAAGGCCACCUUUACCGUCGAGAGACGGGAUGAGGAGCCCAUUGUCUACGACGACAUUGCUAAGUUGAAGAGCGACUACGAAGCCGACAUUAUCACUCCACAGAGCCUGAAGCCAGCCGUUACAAAGGUGCUUAACGAGCUGCUAGAGCCUAUCCGCGCGGAGUACGAGGCGUCUGACGACUGGAAGAGGAUAUCCGAGCUCGCCUACCCUCCGGAAGUCAAGGAAGCCAAGGUCAAGAAGCAGAAGGACAAGGGCGACCCCGCUAAGCGAGAGGCCGCGCUAGCUGCCAAAGCAGCGGCGCUGACCGUUAAGGAGGCUGAGGAGGCCAAGUAAAAUAUGCCGAAAUGGAAAUACCCUUUUGAGUGACGCCUUGAUCCUGAUUCUUGCUGCAUUUCCAGUUCGCUGGGAACUGUGUAUGGGUGGAGCUGUUUGCGCAUCGUUCCGAACGACAUUGACUGGCUUGCAACGUCCAAAAAGAUCCGAUCUAAAAGCGGGCUUGGUGUCCCAAUUUCCUAUUGAUGAUCAUGCAUCGCACGAGAUCGAUUUAUGAUAUGGUGCGAG
Messenger RNA from Microdochium trichocladiopsis, 1603 nucleotides. RefSeq names its product tRNA synthetases class I-domain-containing protein. The record is from RefSeq and is a predicted model, not a curated record. The coding region runs from base 212 to 1375 and encodes 387 amino acids. The transcript has 2 exons. Gene Ontology annotation, biological process: tyrosyl-tRNA aminoacylation. Lineage: Eukaryota; Fungi; Ascomycota; Sordariomycetes; Xylariales; Microdochiaceae. Gene Ontology annotation, molecular function: tyrosine-tRNA ligase activity; ATP binding.